GCCGCCAUGCCGGGCCGCCUGCUCCGGGGCCUAGGUCGGUGGUGGCGCCGGUACAGGUACCGCUUCGUACCCUGGAUCGCGCUGAACCUAAACCACAACCCCAGGACCCUCCGGUAUGUUCCAGAUGAAUUUAAAGACAAAGUUAUCUCAGAUGAAGAUGCCCUAGGAACAUUACUGAACGUUUUCCAGGCCCUGUUCAUCAAUGAUUUCAACAAGCAGUUGGAGAUCUUGACCGUGCUUCCCGAGCCUGUCCAACUGAAGUAUCAAGACCUGCUGUCAGUUCAGCACCCAAGGGUGAAACUGCCUCAGAACAGACGUCAUCAGCGAAAUGUCUUUAAGCCCGAAGAAAUUCUUUAUAAGACAUUGGGGUUCAGUAUUGCCCGAGCAACUAGCUCAUUGAUUUCUGCUGGAAGAGGUGUCUUCAUUACUAAAGGAGUAGUACCCAAAGGUGCAGUGGUAUCCAUGUAUCCCGGUACAGUGUAUCAGAAACACGAGCCUGUCUUUUUCCAGUCCAUCGGAAAUCCGUUUAUCUUCAGAUGCUUGGACGGCGUCCUCAUCGAUGGAAACGACAGGGGGAUAUCGAGAGUCGUGUACAGAUCGUGCACUGGGAGGGAUCGGCUGGGCCCUGUGAAAAUGUGCGACAGUACGUGGCUGACAGCAGAAAUCCAGAACCCUCUGGCUGUAGGACAGUAUGUCAACAACUGUUCCAGUGACAGACCGGCCAAUGUCUGCUACCAGGAGCUGGACGUGCCCGCGGCAUUCCCGAUCGAACUGCGGCAGUACCUGCCCAACAUCGCCUACAGCUGUCAGGGGCACAGCCCACUUCGCUGCGUCGUGCUGGUCGCGCUCAGGGACGUCCGACAGGGAGAAGAGCUCCUCUCAAACUACUACACAGUUGUCAGCUGACUGGCCGCGCUGGUUUCUGCUCACUCGGCUGCGGAGUCCACGCUGCUGUCCCGCUCGCUGUGCCUCUGCGCCCCUGCGGAACAUGUGCUCUGAUCUGACCCGAGUGGGCGUUCUGUUUCUGUGGCUACUUGAUCUCUGCUCAGUUCCAUGGGAACAACCAUUUGCUCCGUCGCGAUUCUAAUUUAGUUCAUUUUCACCUAAAUACACGGGAGCUUAUUAUAGUCAAACCUACUGCCUGAACUUAGUUUUCAUGUUCCUUUUGUUUAUGUGAUAUGUCUCCGUGGUGGUGUAUGCAGUUCAGCCACGUCAGCAACCCUU
Molossus molossus (Pallas's mastiff bat) is the source of this 1224-nucleotide messenger RNA. RefSeq names its product SET domain containing 9 (gene SETD9). Lineage: Eukaryota; Metazoa; Chordata; Mammalia; Chiroptera; Molossidae. Gene Ontology annotation, molecular function: protein binding. The record is from RefSeq and is a predicted model, not a curated record. Bases 7 to 906 code for a protein of 299 amino acids. The transcript has 6 exons.